Molecule: messenger RNA, 414 nt
Organism: Gongylonema pulchrum
Lineage: Eukaryota; Metazoa; Nematoda; Chromadorea; Rhabditida; Gongylonematidae
Source: the annotation of a GenBank genome assembly
UAUCAGGGAGUACUCGAUGCUGUACAUCAUUCGUGCAUGCAUGCACAGGACGAAGUUGUAGAAGAUUUGCUCAAGAAGGGCCAAAAAAUGGAAUUUGAUAACGAAGUGGUCGCGCAGGUGGCUUACACUCUAUGCGAUACUCUUUGUAACACUUGGCCUGAUGAAUUGGUGCAGUUAGCGAAGUUGGUUUUUGUUGUUCGCUUAGCACUGCGAAUCUCUUUGAUCGAAAACAUUGCCGGAAACAUGACGCUUCCUGCCAGGCAGAGAAAGCCACGAAAAGUAGGCAACAAGAGGAACGACUGUGAAGCAACCAACAUUCUCCAGAUGGAUGAUGAGAUUUCCAAGGAUGCGAGCAAUUCUUCAUCAAAAGAAAACAAGAAUAUUUUCAAACUAACGGAUUUUUGGGAUCAGUAA